Molecule: messenger RNA, 2257 nt
Organism: Bactrocera tryoni
Lineage: Eukaryota; Metazoa; Arthropoda; Insecta; Diptera; Tephritidae
Gene: Ice2
Product: little elongation complex subunit 2
Exons: 1
Coding region: 140-2182 (680 amino acids)
Biological process (GO): snRNA transcription by RNA polymerase III; positive regulation of transcription by RNA polymerase III; snRNA transcription by RNA polymerase II
Cellular component (GO): transcription elongation factor complex
Source: RefSeq, a predicted model, not a curated record
CGUUCGUUUUGUAGCGCCAUCAGCUGACUUGAUUCCAACUGUUCAUAAACAAAUCGCGUUGAAAAAAUAGAACAGUGCAUAUUACCAAAGAAUAAAAUGUUAUAUUUCAUUAUACCGUUUAUUAUUAAAUUGUAUUAAAAUGAACAGUAAACGUCCGCCCAGUACUUUCUUCCAAAAUCAACCGCCUUACACUCACUUCAAUAAAUCAUUUGAAGACCCAACCGACGCACUAUUUUGCCAAUUGAACGAAGUGCAUCCAGUUUUCAUGAAGCCUGAACACCAAGAAAAUGACUAUAAAUCCGAAACUUUAUUGGAUCCACGUAAUGGAAAAGUGGUGGAUAAUAUUUUAUAUGACUACUCAGGAGGCGUAAAAGAAAGGAAUGGAUUUUUUCAAAUUUUACUUCCUUCCAAUAUGACUAAAAGGGAUCAUAUCAUUGGAUUACGCGUAUUGCAAGCAUGGCAAGAAUACAAAGAAGUAAACGACGAGGAUAUAGUUCUCUGGCGAAAACUGGAUAAGAAAAGAACGAGAGACAAAAUUAGAUUUGAUCAAUUUAUUACGGAAUUCUCCCGCACACAAAAGGAAUCGAUUUACGCGCCAUGUAAACGUUUGGUCAACCUUUACAAACAAUUAUAUACCGCAAAACUAAAACAAUUAUUAGAGGAUUAUCCAGAGAACAUAGCCUUAAACACAUGUGCCGGUCUUCCACAUCCGCAAAGUUGUAACGCUAGUCUUAUGCAAAUAGAAGAUGUGCGUUUGGUUACACGUCGAGGUUGGGUACCGGUGCUAGGAAAUUUUGCUAGUGAAUUUCAGCGACUAAAUUCGUGGAUAGAAAACUACAUGAGUUAUUAUAUUAAUAACAUGGAAUCUUUAUCCCAAGAUGCUAACACGUGGCAUGCCAGUAUAGAAUCUGAUAAACCAGCGCACCAGAUUUAUAUACCACUGGAAUCGCUAUUAUUUCUAUUGACAGCGGGCAGCAGCGCGGACUUGCCCACUGAAGUGCCUUUGGAAAUUGCGGAUAGCAAUGUAGAAAAUUUUAAAAUUUUAAACUUUAAAGAACCGUUUCCGCCGCGCGUUUGUGGUUGGUUUGCGCAUAAACAAGUAGUUGAACACGCAUUUGAAGCUUUGUUGAGUAGAAAUAACGAUACGCAGUGGUUGCAUGUGGAGCACUAUAAUGCCGAAUUGCAGAAAACUAAAGAAGCACCCGAAAUUCGAGCAGUAAAUCAUUCGGAAACAGAUUUUCGCGUAUACAAAAUUGAUGAGUAUUUGGAAAAACUCAGGACUACGAAAGAUGAAGAUUGUGUCAAAACUAAUUAUGCUGUCAUUAAAUGGGAUCUGAGUGGAAAGGUAAAUGAGCAAAACACAACACACUUACAAUUUUUUACAAAAUUAAAAUGCUCACCAUCAAAUGAUGAAUAUGGCGCACAAUUAUUGAGCAGUCACUCACUAAAAUUAGAAUAUAAACCACAAUUCGGUGCCGAAGAAAUGACCAAGUAUGAAUUAAUACAGGAAUGGUUUCGAUUAAAGCUGUUUGGUGAGUGUAAAGGAUUUUCCAAUUACGGCGUAUGUCUUCGUGUUGCAGCCAAAGACUUCAGCAUAGAGUUGGAGCAUAAAUUACUGUUAGUAGGCAUCGAGAAACAACUUGCUGAAUUGUAUCAAAUAAAUAUGCCCAAAUUAUUAACAGGACUAGCAGAUACUGUGAACUUAUUGACGAAAAUGCCAACAGGGAAAUAUCUUCUUCGAUUCAAUUCAAAAUUUUCUAGCAAACUCUUGUUGUCAGCUCCAUCUAAAGAGAUCACCGCGAACACAGUUUUUUUACACUCGCUUAUUAAGGCGGAACCCUCCGAUUUAAUUUUUAUGACAGAAGUUCCGCACUUGCCAAUAAAUGACUCAUUGUGCAGUGCCCUACAUAAGCACUACAAAAUAGUUCCUUGUGCAUUGAGACCACGACUUCCGCAUAAACGAACCAAAUGUAUUAGCAAAGUAAUCAGUGACGAGGAGUACAUACAACGUCGUAUUAAGACUAAAUUGGAAUUACAGCAGAAAAUGUUUGAACAACGUAUGCAAUUAGCGAAAUCUUUUCGAAAAAAAGUGAAAGCGAAAAAGGAUUCACUUAAACAAAAGCGUAGAGAUGCCGAGAGAGCUAAUGAAGAAGCUCUGGAAAAAUUUAUAAAUGAAUUUUAAUUAUAUUAGACAUUUAAUUUACCAACUAAGAUAUGUUUUUAUAAAUAUAAUUUGUGUACUAUUUGUUAACUUAAA